Molecule: messenger RNA, 1160 nt
Organism: Xylona heveae TC161
Lineage: Eukaryota; Fungi; Ascomycota; Xylonomycetes; Xylonales; Xylonaceae
Exons: 3
Coding region: 104-1048 (314 amino acids)
Source: RefSeq, a predicted model, not a curated record
UACGUGUCGAUAUCCAAAAUUUCCAUUAAACCUCCAUCGACAACGAACCAUUCCGCCAACCGCGACUCUCAAAACUCCAAAUUUACACUUCCUCGACAUCAUCAUGUUCGAGGUUCCUGAAGCCAAGCGUGUCCGCCGCGAGGAUCUUUACUCCGGCACACCUACCCCGUCUCCACCAGCUUCACCUACACUCGCAAGCCUUCUACAAUCGCAACUGGAAGAGAAAUUCAGCUAUGAGGCUCUUAAUCAUCCCACCGACGUCAAGCCUUCCACUUCUACAAAACCGAACGCCAGCAGGACGGAUAAAGUACUGAAGGAACAAGACCACGACGACACCCACGACGCAGCUGUGGAUGCAGCUCAGGAUGGCCAGGAUGGCCAGGAUGUUCAGGACGAUGACGACGAAGAGGCCGCUUUCGCAUUUCGUCUGUUCUCCAAUACCUCUGCGACACCAAAGGUGAAGAUUCGAUCACCGUCACCUGCUCCGGCGGGCAGCGGAGGGUUCGUCACUCCCGGUCGACCAGACAGUUAUUAUUUCUCGCAAAAAGCAACUGGAGAGCCCAAGGACCAAUUUCAAUUUGCGGCUGUAAGCGGAGAGGAUAUUCUCAAAGCUAGUAAACAGAGUUGUCCAGGAUCGUUCAUGCCAUGGCGCGUCGUCACAAUCCACGUGCAACCUCAGCGACGAUCCAAAACCGACCCUGCGGACCCUUCAAAAGCAGAAGUCGUAUUGGAAGCCACAAAAGAGAAUACUACAAAAUCCAAGACGAAACCGAACAAGAAGCGCCGGAUCAUCAUACGUCAGCGGCAAGCAAAGAAGAAGGAAUUAAAGGAAAAGGCCUUGGCUUCACAGGCGGAAAAGGAAGCCGCGGAAAAAGAAAAGCGCAUGAGAAGGAAUCGCGAGAAGAAGAUUAAACGGCGAGAAAAAGAGAGAGCGAAGAAGGCCGAGGCGGUAUCUACAAUGCCUGCUGACCAAGAAGACGCCCAAGCCGAGAGUCCAUCGUCAAGCCCUGAGGCUGAGGGCGAGGACGUCAAUAUGGAAGAGAAUUAGCGGCUUGGUACACUUGGGUCCUUGUAUAGAAUUACCGGUUAAGGCUUCUUUAAGGAAUAAUAAGAUACCCUUUUUUCAAUAAUAUAUGAUUUCAGACGAAAUGAUUUUGGAC